Molecule: messenger RNA, 2067 nt
Organism: Postia placenta MAD-698-R-SB12
Lineage: Eukaryota; Fungi; Basidiomycota; Agaricomycetes; Polyporales; Adustoporiaceae
Exons: 13
Coding region: 52-1971 (639 amino acids)
Biological process (GO): mitochondrial electron transport, succinate to ubiquinone; tricarboxylic acid cycle
Molecular function (GO): flavin adenine dinucleotide binding; electron transfer activity; succinate dehydrogenase (quinone) activity
Source: RefSeq, a predicted model, not a curated record
CUCUUAUUUCUCGCCGUCAUCCACAUUAUCGGGAGCGUCUGUAGCGGGGACAUGCUCAGGACAUCAUUGCGCAAGGCCUUGCGGGCCUCCCAGAGGUCGUUCCACACGACCUCUCCUGCUAAGAUGGUCGUCGCGACCAAACCUACCAAGGCCCAGGAAGUCCCGUCCUGGGCGUCAGGGAACUAUCCUCUGAUUGAGCACGAAUAUGAUGCUAUCGUUGUAGGGGCAGGAGGGGCAGGUCUUCGUGCAGCGUUCGGUCUUGCCGAGGCUGGCUUCAACACUGCCUGUAUAACCAAGCUCUUCCCGACAAGGAGUCACACAGUCGCCGCUCAGGGUGGUAUCAACGCCGCGCUUGGGAACAUGACUGAAGAUGAUUGGCGGUGGCACAUGUACGAUACGGUGAAAGGCUCGGAUUGGCUUGGUGACCAGGAUGCUAUCCAUUAUAUGUGUCGCGAAGCUCCCAGCACUGUUAUCGAGCUCGAACACUUCGGUGUUCCGUUCUCACGAACGCCAGAGGGCAAGAUCUACCAGCGCGCGUUCGGUGGUCAGUCAUUGAAGUACGGAAAGGGCGGUCAGGCAUAUCGAUGCGCCGCCGCUGCCGACCGUACUGGACAUGCUCUUUUGCACACCCUCUACGGCCAGUCUCUCCGGCACAACACGAAUUUCUUCAUUGAAUAUUUCGCGUUGGACCUCAUCAUGCAAGAUGGAGAGUGCGUUGGUGUGAUUGCCCUCAACAUGGAGGAUGGCACGCUCCAUCGUUUCCGUGCACACAAGACUGUGUUGGCCACUGGUGGUUACGGCCGUGCAUACUUCAGCUGCACAAGUGCACACACUUGUUCUGGCGACGGCAAUGCCAUGGUUGCCCGGGCCGGCCUUCCUUUGCAGGACUUGGAGUUCGUCCAGUUCCACCCUACCGGAAUCUAUGGUGCUGGUUGUCUCAUCACCGAAGGUUCUCGAGGUGAGGGUGGAUACCUCUUGAACUCGGAGGGUGAGCGGUUCAUGGAGCGUUACGCCCCCACUGCGAAGGAUCUUGCCUCUCGUGAUGUCGUGUCGCGUAGCAUGACGAUCGAGAUCCGCGAGGGUCGUGGUGUUGGUCCUGAGAAGGACCACAUUUACUUGCAGCUCAGCCACUUGCCUCCUGAGGUUCUUCACGAGAGGCUGCCCGGUAUCUCGGAGACGGCUGCCAUCUUCUCUGGUGUUGAUGUUACCAAGGAGCCAAUUCCUGUUCUGCCCACUGUCCACUACAACAUGGGCGGUAUUCCUACCAAAUUUACUGGUGAAGUCCUCACAACUGACGAGAAUGGCAAGGACAAGGUUGUUCCGGGUCUCUAUGCGGCAGGCGAAGCCGCAUGUGUUUCUGUCCAUGGAGCGAACCGUCUCGGUGCCAACUCGCUUCUGGAUAUCGUUGUCUUCGGUCGUGCAUGCGCACACCACAUCAAAGAGACGCUUACCCCCGGCAAGCCCCACAAGGAAAUUCCCCAGGAAGCUGGGUUGGAGAGCAUUGAGUUCCUCGACAAGAUCAGGAAGUCCGAUGGCCCCCUGCCCACCGCGAAGAUUCGUCUCGACAUGCAGAAGGCUAUGCAGGCGGAUGCUGCUGUCUUCCGUACACAAGAGACGCUUGAUGAAGGUGUACAGAAGCUGCGCUCAAUCUACCAGAGCUUCGACCAGGUCGGCAUUAAGGACAGGAGCAUGAUCUGGAACUCGGACCUCGUCGAGACUCUUGAGCUCCGCAACAUCUUGCAAAACGCUGUCCAGACUAUCACCGCCGCCGCUGCUCGCAAGGAGUCUCGUGGCGCGCACGCGCGCGAGGACUAUCCUGAGCGUGACGAUGAGCACUGGAUGAAGCAUACCUUGACAUGGCUUCCUGACGCGGACAAGCCUGACGUCAACAUUAAGUAUCGUAAUGUCAUCGACAAGACCCUGGAUGAGAACGAGUGCAAGCACGUGCCGCCCUUCAAGCGUGUCUACUAAAAUCUCUUGUGCCCGUCUAGUCUUGCGUGGGGGAGAAGUUGGCUGUAGCUAUCGUGUUGUAAUUCAGGAUUGCGUUUUUGUGCAUCUUUUUUCUCC